CUCUGCCUCCGCCCAGAAUAAUCCUUGGCGUCUCCCUCGUUACCUUCUCUAGUUCUCUCCUCUCCCUCACAAGCUCCGUAAGCUGGGGCAGUUCUUUUUCCCUUCCGAUCGCUCCACGGACCAUAGCACGACUGUAAAUGCCCUCAAAGGUUUGAUCUUUACACUCUUAAAAGUAUUGUGAGAUUUUCGUUUUAAGUCAGAUUCUGGGUUGUCUGAAUAUGGCGGUGAUGAGCAUCUCCAUCAUAGUGUUUCUCUCGAGGUUUUAAAAUUGGGAUGAACUGUGAUCGCGAUUUCAUUGUGUUGUUGAAUUGUGAAUCUUUAUAGCUCAUAUCGAGUUAUCGUUUCGCUUGCUGAACAGAUGGGGGAGAGUUGCAUAGCUGAGCUAGCCUACAAAGGCUCCACCUCUGAAGCAAUUCUCGAAGCCAAAGCCCAGAAGAAGCUCUUUGUUGUUUAUAUUUCAGGCAAGGAUCCAGUGUCAGUGGAAUUGGAAAAAUCGAUUUGGACGGACUCAAAGGUGGCAGAUACAUUGUCGAAGUACUGUGUUUUGUUGCAUGUUCUUGAGGGAAGUAAUGAUGCAGUGAACUUCUCUGCAAUUUUUCCACAAAAAUCUGUUCCUGCUAUAGCAGUUAUAGGAUUCAACGGCAUCCAACUCUGGCAAAGUGAUGGAUGCGUUAGUGCUGAAGUUCUGGUUUCCAGUUUAGAGAAGGCAUAUCUGAGUCUACAUAUCCAGGAAACAACUGCAAGUGUCUUCACCGCUGCACUUACUAAUACGAAAUCUGUACCAACUACUCCUGGAUCAUCUGACAUUGUAUCAGGUGACCUUGAAAGUUCUUCAGAUACUGUUUUGUCAUCUCCAGCAGACAAAAAAGUGCAAUCCUCUGAGGUUGAACAGCCUAGUGCUUCUGGGACAAAAGACGACAACCAAUUUAAUGAACAUAAAUCUAAGGAUGAUGAAAAUGCAUCUUCAGAGCCAUGCAAUGUCAAUAAGUCUAAGAGAGCUAAGGAUGAACAGUCCCACUCUCGACCACUCAGCAAAAAUGCUGACCCCCCAUCUAAUCCUUCUGCGGCAAACUUGGAAACAGCCGAUAAUGUUGGUGCAGAAAAGAUUCAUGUUAUCCAAGAAGUCAGCAUUGAUAAUGCUCCUGACAGGCCACCUUCGAUUAAUCCCUUUACGAAGGAUGCACAAGACAAAAAGUCUGCACCUUUGAAUGAAAAGGAGAUUGAUGUCAUUGACAAAGGUUCCAAAAUUAACGCAUCAAACGAUGUGUAUCUAAACAUCAAGUUGCUUUAUGGAACUAGCAUACAAGAGAAGUUUUUGGUGUCAAAUACACUGAGAAUGGUCAAAGAAUACGUGGAUAGCAACCAAGAGAAUGGCAAUGCUUCAUACGAUCUUGCCAUCCCAUAUCCUCGGAAGAUAUUUGGUGAACAAGAUCUAGGCAGAUCUUUAUCAGAGUUGGGUUUACUUAACAGACAAGCACUGAUAGUGGUUCCUCAUCAGAAAAGCGCGAGUUACUUUCAAGGAGACUCUUCUUCUUCCCCUGCACAGAGUACAGUUGACACCAGUUCAUCAAUUGCAAGUCCUGUAGGAUAUUUCGGGUACAUUAGGAAGGUCUUCUCUUUCAUCAAUCCUCUAUCCUAUGUCGGAGGAUCUAGUUCAGCAACAUCUGGGCAAGCUGGAAGCAGCAUGUGGCAAUACAGUCCAAACCAGUCACUCCCAAAUAGCUCGGGAAGACCAGGGCCAGCUGGUGCCAACCCUCCCGAUCAGCACGAUUCGGCAGCUACUGCAAGCGAUGUCAGGAGCAGGCGAUUAGCAAUGUUCGGGUCUGGAAGCAACGUUCACACACUCAGACGGGAUGAAGAUGAUGACCGUCCAAAUGGCAGGAAUGCCUUCUGGAAUGGAAACUCGACACAAUUCGGUGGUGGUGAUAGUAAUAAUGAUGGGAGGCCAUAAUGGAUGCAGGAAGGGUUCACAUCUUCGUCGUCUGUCCUCUUUUGCCAUAUAUUUCUCUGAAAUGGAUUGCGGAUUGGUUACCUUCAAAUAUAGCAAGGAGAGCAUAGCAAGGAUUGAAUAUACAGAUUCUCGGCCCGAAGCUAGAUUCGUUGACUUUAGGAGUUAAGUUAUGAUGGUGUAUAUCUGUUUCCUUCUACUUCUUUUCUGAAUGUUGAAUUGUUAGUAUUUAGUUUAUAUGAACUCUUUUAGGAGUCAGGUGAGGAAUAAUGUAACCAUAUUCGGUAGUGCCAAUCUUUCCAAAAGAAGCUGCUGCUAACAUAGGUCUCCCAGAUUUAGGAAACCAAC
This is a messenger RNA of Linum trigynum, 2296 nucleotides long. The record is from the annotation of a GenBank genome assembly. NCBI's taxonomy places the organism in Eukaryota, Viridiplantae, Streptophyta, Magnoliopsida, Malpighiales, Linaceae.